Molecule: messenger RNA, 2391 nt
Organism: Aspergillus brunneoviolaceus CBS 621.78
Lineage: Eukaryota; Fungi; Ascomycota; Eurotiomycetes; Eurotiales; Aspergillaceae
Gene: atgI
Product: autophagy protein ATG9
Exons: 2
Coding region: 247-2253 (668 amino acids)
Biological process (GO): protein localization to phagophore assembly site; autophagy of mitochondrion
Cellular component (GO): autophagosome; phagophore assembly site
Source: RefSeq, a predicted model, not a curated record
GAUCCCAAAGUGAAAGCAAUGUGGAUGUGGGCGAAUGUGGAGAAUCUAGACAAUUUUCUGAAGGAAGUCUACACGUACUAUCUCGGAAAUGGGAUUUGGUCGAUUUUACUGAACCGGGCGUUAAGCCUCCUGACAUUCGCAUUUGUUGUAGGUUUCAGCAUCUUUCUGACGAAUUGCAUCGACUAUCGCAGUGUACGCGGUAGCAGAACGUUAGAUGACAUUUAUAUCCAGCAAUGCACCAAAAAGAUGUCGUUCUCUUCUACUUUCCUGCUGUGGUUACUCUCGCUGUUCUGGAUCGGCAAGUCCUUUCAGUAUAUCCUUGAUAUCCGAAGACUCAAGCAUAUGCAUGACUUCUACCAUUAUUUGCUCGGCAUUUCCGAUCCCGAGAUUCAAACGAUAUCCUGGCAGGAAGUGGUCAGCCGCCUGAUGACCUUACGAGACUCUAACCCAGCGACGGCCGGCGCUGUCUCUGCCAAAAACCGCAAAUUCAUGGGGAGCCAAUCCAAGCAACGAAUGGAUGCUCAUGAUAUCGCGAACCGACUGAUGCGGAAAGAAAACUACUUAAUAGCUCUGGUCAAUAAGGAUAUACUUGACCUCACACUUCCAGUCCCGUUCUUGCGGAACCGGCAACUAUUCUCACGGACGUUAGAAUGGAACAUCAAUCUGUGCGUGAUGGACUAUGUUUUCAACGAGCAGGGCCAAGUUCGAACAUUGUUUCUAAAAGAUACCCACCGACGAGCGUUGAGUGACGGCCUGCGCCGCCGAUUUAUCUUUGCCGGCAUCAUGAACAUCUUCGCAGCUCCUUUCAUUGUUGUCUACUUUAUGACUCAUUAUUUCUUUCGCUACUUUAAUGAGUACAAAAAGAAUCCGUCCCAGAUUGGGUCGCGUCAAUAUACCCCGUUGGCGGAAUGGAAGUUCCGGGAGUUCAACGAGCUCUGGCACCUUUUCGAGCGUCGCACGAAUAUGUCCUACCCAUUCGCCAGCCGCUAUGUGGAUCAGUUCCCCAAGGAUAAGACCGUCCAGGUUGCUGGAUUUGUUGCCUUCGUCUCUGGUGCGCUGGCAUCUGUGCUGGCUCUAGCGUCCGUCGUGGACCCGGAGCUGUUCUUGGGGUUUGAGAUCACUCCCGAUCGCACUGUCCUGUUCUACCUGGGUGUUUUUGGAUCUGUUUGGGCGGUCGCCCAGGGUAUGGUGCCCGAGGAGACGAACGUGUUUGAUCCCGAGUACGCGCUACUAGAGGUGAUCAACUUCACCCACUACUUUCCGGGCCAUUGGAAAGGACGAUUGCAUAGCGACGAUGUUCGGAAGGAUUUCGCCACCUUAUAUCAGAUGAAGAUUGUGAUCUUCUUGGAGGAAAUCAUGAGCAUGAUCUUCACGCCUUUCAUCCUGUGGUUCAGUCUGCCCAAAUGUAGCGACCGUCUUAUCGAUUUCUUUCGGGAGUUUACCGUUCAUGUCGAUGGCAUGGGUUACCUGUGCUCCUUUGCUGUGUUCGAUUUUAAGAAGGGCACCAACGUCAUCUCCCAAGCGGACCCUGGUCGACGAGAUCCCGCACGGCAGGACCUGCGGGCCGAUUACUUUUCCACCAAGGACGGCAAGAUGUUGGCUUCUUACUAUGGGUUCUUGGAUAAUUAUGGGGCAAAUCCACGUCCAUCCAACAAGCGACAGUUUCAUCCGCCGCCCACGUUUCCAACCCUCGGGUCACCCUCGGCUAUCGAGAUGGGCACUUAUGGUGAGCGACUGGAUGGAACGCUGGCAAGGCCUGGUUUGGCUGGCGGGAUGAUGGGCCAACAGUCUGCUUUUGGCGCUCCUCGGUUCGGCCCUCCGGGCUUAGGCGAUCACACGUCCCCCGCCCCGUCGAUGCUCCUCGAUCCGCAUCACCAACCGUCUGCGUCCGGAUUCCGCACCACUCAUCGUGCAUCAGCGUACUCUCGCUACCGUCCAUCCCGACCGUCGCGUACCAUUUCUGACCCGAUCGCCGAUGAGGAUGGGCCAUCUACGCAGGCUCGUGGUGUUGGAGUCAGAGCUUCACCGCAUGUAGCUUCGGGGUCGAGCGGGGCAGGCAUCGGAACGAGCGACACCAAUUUGGGCGAAUCGUGGCGCAUGAAUUUGGUAGACGAGAGGGACGAGGAUGGUGAGGAGAGAGAAGGCGGAGAGAAUGUGGAUGCGCUUGCUGGGGGCGCUGGGGUUUUGGGGCUGAUUCAACGCUUCCAACAAGUGAGCAAGGACAAUCGGGGGCGCACGACUGUUGGGUUAUAGGAUCCCUCUCCUGCAGACAGUGUCAGUCCGUCAGGAUGUGAAUAUGAACGAAUUCCGGAGACUUCCGGCUCUGUGAGCCUCCCGGGUCACCUCCCAGAUAGAUGGUCAUGAGUAUAAUCAUAGAGAUGAGAUUUUCAG